This is a messenger RNA of Ruditapes philippinarum (Manila clam), 1010 nucleotides long. RefSeq names its product deoxyribonuclease TATDN1-like. The record is from RefSeq and is a predicted model, not a curated record. NCBI's taxonomy places the organism in Eukaryota, Metazoa, Mollusca, Bivalvia, Venerida, Veneridae. Gene Ontology annotation, molecular function: 3'-5'-DNA exonuclease activity. Gene Ontology annotation, cellular component: cytosol.
AGUAUAUCUAUCACACAAAAAAGGAAUUUUGGAUGGAUGCUUUGGUGGCAGCGGAUUUCAAUUUACAGCGUCUAUCAACACAGAUCCAAUAUGGCUGCGCCCAUGAAAAAAGUGUUCAAAUUUAUCGAUAUUGGUGCCAACUUGACAGAUCCAGUAUUUCGAGGUAUUUACAGAGGAAAGAGACAUCAUGAAGAUGACUUUGUUGAUAUGCUUAAACGGGCAAAAGAUGUUGGUAUGGAAAAAAUUAUGGUAACUGCAGGAUGUUUAAGAGAUGCAGAAGAAGCUACUAAACUAGUGCAAGAACAUGAGAAUUUAUAUACAACAAUAGGGUGUCACCCAACAAGAUGUGGAGAGUUUGAGAAGUCAGGUGACCCAGAUGGUUACAUAAAUAAAUUACUAGAUAUAGCUGCACAGAAUAAGGAGAAGAUUGUAGCAGUAGGAGAAUUUGGACUUGAUUAUGACCGGCUGCAAUUUUGUCCAAAAGAAACACAGCUGAAGUAUUUUGAAAAACAGUUUGAAAUGGUGGAACAAUUACAGCUUCCAUUAUUCCUUCAUUCGAGAGCCGCAGGGCAUGAUUUUGCUGCAAUUAUAAAACGUCAUAGGGACAAAAUAAAAGGCGGUGUUGUGCAUUCAUUUACAGGGACAAAGGAGGAAGCUGCUGAGAUUCUAGACCAGGGACUAUUUAUUGGAAUUAAUGGAUGUUCUUUGAAGACUCAGGACAAUAUAGAUGUCAUGUGUACAGUCCCAAGUGAUAGAAUAAUGUUGGAAACAGAUGCUCCAUGGUGUGAUAUUCGAAAUACACAUGCUAGCUCAAAGUUUGUACAGACACAAUUCCCUACAAAAAAGAAAGAAAAAAUGGAGAAAGGCUUUAUGGUGAAAAGUCGAAAUGAACCCGCAACUAUUAUUCAAGUUCUAGAAGUACUCGCAGCAGCAAGGAAAGAAGAUAUCUCAGACCUCUCAAAUAUUGUUUUUGAAAAUACAGAAAAAAUGUUCUUUGGAAAAGAAUCUUA